This is a messenger RNA of Panicum hallii, 1631 nucleotides long. Its product is annotated as aspartate aminotransferase, cytoplasmic. Gene Ontology annotation, cellular component: mitochondrion. Gene Ontology annotation, molecular function: L-aspartate:2-oxoglutarate transaminase activity; pyridoxal phosphate binding. The record is from RefSeq and is a predicted model, not a curated record. Bases 16 to 1395 code for a protein of 459 amino acids. Gene Ontology annotation, biological process: biosynthetic process; amino acid metabolic process. Lineage: Eukaryota; Viridiplantae; Streptophyta; Magnoliopsida; Poales; Poaceae. The transcript is spliced from 12 exons.
GCACCGCGCACCCGGAUGGCCCCCGCUAACGAGCGAGCGGCGCAGGAGCCCAGCCCCAGCGCCGACCGCAGGUUAAGUACGCUGGUGCGGCACCUGCUGCCUUCCUCCCCACGAAGAACAGCGGCAGCAGCAGACACCUCCGCCACCCUCGAAUCGUUCCCCACCAUGGCGUCGCAGGUAGCCUCCGUCUUCGCCGGCAUCGCGCAGGCCCCGGAGGACCCGAUCCUCGGGGUGACGGUUGCGUUCAACAAGGAUCCCAGCCCGGUGAAGAUCAACCUCGGCGUCGGCGCCUACCGGACCGAGGAAGGGAAGCCCCUCGUGCUGAACGUGGUCAGGCGCGCCGAGCAGAUGCUAAUCAAUGACCCGUCUCGUGUGAAGGAGUACCUACCAAUCACUGGUUUGGCUGAAUAUAAUAAGCUGAGCGCUAAGCUUAUCUUUGGUGCUGACAGCCCUGCUAUUCAGGAGAAUAGGGUUGCUACAGUGCAAUGCCUAUCAGGAACUGGUUCUUUAAGAGUGGGAGGUGAAUUUCUUGCAAAGCACUACCAUGAACGCACUAUCUACAUCCCAGUACCAACCUGGGGAAACCACCCAAAAGUCUUCACCCUAGCUGGAUUGACUGUCAGGAGCUACCGCUACUAUGAUCCUGCAACCCGUGGUCUUGACUUCAACGGACUCUUAGAAGACCUCAGUUCUGCUCCUUUAGGAUCAAUUGUACUGCUGCAUGCUUGCGCCCAUAACCCUACUGGUGUAGAUCCUACCAUUGAUCAAUGGGAACAGAUUAGGCAGCUGAUGAGAUCAAAAUCAUUGCUUCCGUUCUUUGACAGUGCUUAUCAAGGCUUUGCGAGUGGAAGUCUUGACAAAGAUGCCCAGCCAGUGCGCAUGUUUGUUGCUGAUGGUGGUGAAUUGCUCAUGGCUCAGAGCUACGCUAAGAACAUGGGAAUGUAUGGAGAGCGUGUUGGCGCUUUGAGCAUUGUAUGUGGAAGUGCUGAUGUAGCUGUUAGGGUUGAAAGUCAACUCAAGCUUGUGAUUAGGCCUAUGUAUUCAAGCCCUCCUCUUCAUGGUCCCUCUGUCGUGGCAACCAUACUCAAGGACAGUGAGAUGUUCAACGAAUGGACUGUGGAACUGAAGGCCAUGGCUGAUAGGAUAAUUAGCAUGAGGCAACAGCUAUUUGAUGCGCUAAAAUCCAGAGGAACUCCUGGAGAUUGGAGCCACAUCAUUAAGCAAAUUGGGAUGUUUACUUUCACUGGGCUCAAUAGCGAGCAAGUGGCCUUCAUGAGGCAAGAAUACCACAUUUACAUGACAUCCGACGGGAGGAUCAGUAUGGCUGGUUUGAACAUGAGGAAUGUGCCCCAUCUUGCAGAUGCCAUACACGCUGCAGUUACUCAACUGAAGUGAUGGCAGCAUCUCGUCUUCCUCCAUGGAUAAAAUCCAAAUCACCUACAGCAGUGUCCUGAGGACUCAGCUAGUGGUAUUUACUGGCAGAACUCCUGUAAUUUGCCUUUUAAUAGACAUGUUUGACUCUGUUAUCGGAGCAGUUUUCUACUGACGGAUUCAAACAUCAUGGUGCUUUUAGACACCAAAUAUAAAAGACGCACAUGCAUAUGUUUUUUGCAUCAUCAGUGCCAAGUAUU